AUGGCAUCAUCAUCAUCAUCUUCGUCUUAUGCCAGUAAGGUGUAUGAUGUUUUCUUUAGUUUUAGAGGCGAUACACGAAAAAACUUUAUCGAUCAUCUUUAUACAAAUUUAAGACAAGCCGGAGUCAACAUUUUUCGAGAUGAUGAAGGAAUCGAGAAGGGUGAGAACAUCUAUGUUGAGCUAUUUAAGGCCAUUGAAGAGUCGAGAAUAUCUAUCAUUGUAUUCUCUAAAACAUAUGCUCGAUCUAGAUGGUGUCUAGAUGAACUUGUGAAGAUCAUGGAACGUAAAAAACAGUUGAAACAUACUGUUUUCCCCAUAUUCUAUGAUGUUGAUCCAUCAGAGGUCCGCAACCAGACAGGCGAGUUUGGUGAUGCAUUGGCUCGACAUAGAGAACGAUUUGGAGAACAAAAAGUUGAUGAAUGGAAAACGGCACUCUCUAUGGCUGCUAAUUUGUCCGGAUGGGAUUUGCAAACUAUGGCAAAUGGGUAA
Messenger RNA from Ipomoea nil (Japanese morning glory), 489 nucleotides. Its product is annotated as TMV resistance protein N-like. The transcript has a single exon. The record is from RefSeq and is a predicted model, not a curated record. NCBI's taxonomy places the organism in Eukaryota, Viridiplantae, Streptophyta, Magnoliopsida, Solanales, Convolvulaceae. Bases 1 to 489 code for a protein of 162 amino acids. Gene Ontology annotation, biological process: signal transduction.